GCAGCCUCGUCCCUGUGUUGACAUCCAACCAGCCCUAAAGCUCACAUAUAAGCCGUUUUAUGAUUCGUCCCUUGCGUUGACAAAGAGCCAAUAGGAUCGGCUGUACUUCUUUUUUGUAAUACCCUCACUACUGUUACCAGGAUGCUAUGCUGUUUUGGCUCCCGCUGUUGAUGAAGAAUUCUAUUCAUGUAGACCAGUGCCGUGCGGUGAGCUCGUAGCUGGCUUUCAGAGUCAGAUAUGUGAAAAAUAUGUGAAGUCAAUAGAGUUUAUUAAAACAUAAUUCAAUUGGCAGCUUGCACAUUGACUACUGGUUGUUUUUCAUAUUUUAUCUCAGCAUUCUUCACACACACCUAUGAUAGGUACAACGAGUUGGCAGUUGGUAGCUAGAGAACUCGUGUUAAUAACUGGUAGGCUAAUAUAUUAUUUCAUGCGAAGAUGCACAGGCACCCUGAGGAUUUUUACCUUUACCCAUUGAAAUACAAUGAGUUAAAUCGGGGAAACUAUAACAUCAGCUCGAUAACUAGCUAUCAUUACAUGCGAAUUGAACGCUUCCAUUUAAAUCGUUUAGGUUAUUUAAGUCUCUUGAGCUAGCUAGCAUAGCAACUAGAUAACUAUAGCAACCAAAAAACACAACUUUAGCUGCACAGUUUAAUUUCUCAAACUCAGCUCACCAAUACAUAAAAAAAAAGAUCGUUGGGUUCAAAGUGAUCACAACGACGUUGUAUGAUGUUAAAUGGAUGACAGACAUUAAACAAUCCCCUCGGAAACACUCGGAUAUCAAUGUAAUCUUGGCUAAUAAUUAAACGUACUGGUGGCUUUCCAUUCGUCUGCAUUUGCAUUGUUGUAUUUUGUGGCAGAUUCAUGGGGGUAAAUCAUUAUGGUUACAUACUGUUACAUAUAUAUAUCGGGGUAAAAUCCAUCAAGCAUCUUUGUAACACAGCAGGGAGGCAUUAUACAGGAGGGAAUAUUUCCUCACUUGCAUCUUUGUUACAGAGCAGGGAGGCAUUAUACAGGAGGUGCUAAUUUCUCACUAGCUCCGCUUUGUGAGGGAUUGCUCAAUCUGACGUGAGGCGCCGCUCUUUGCCUUACCCCGCUUGUCUCCUCUGCUCAGGUCACGAGCAAAUUCAGCUAUUUUGGUUAUAAAAUUAUUUAAGAUCAUUGGAAUCAUACAAAAAUUACAUUUAUAGCACAGAUAAGUAGAACAUAUUAAUAUCUGGGUUUUUUUCAUUAUAUAAUUUAACAUAUGUGUUGUGUUUUUAUUAUCUUAAUUUCUAAUGGACCAAUGAUAAUUCGUGAAUACACUAUGCCCGCGAAAUCGCGGAGCGAGCUGUCAGUUGAAGUCUAUCAAAAAUGGAUGGUGAACGUACUUGUCCUCCGCUGAAAAAGCGGCGAAUUUCUGAACAGCGCUUCAAGCUAGAAUAUAACGCAGAAUGGCCGACCAUCACCCGGUCGAAGCUGGACGACUUCCACGCUUACUGUAUGUUGUGUAAGACAGAUUUUAGCGUGAGGCAUGGGGGCCGACACAACGUUGAAAAGCACAUCAGGACUGCUAAACACACGUCAUACAAGGCGGCAGUGGAAGCUACAAGGCCCAUCGCGGGCUUCUUUACGGUUGACAGUGACACCAGUGUCAUAAAUGCCGAAGUGCUCGCUGUGGACUUUCUGGUGGAACACAACAUCCCGAUCGCGGUGGCCGACCACAUCGGGCCACUGGUGAAAAAGAUGUUUCCGGACUCGAAAAUCGCUGGAAAGUAUGGGUCUGGUCGCACAAAGAGCAGCGCCAUUGUUGGAGCUCUUGCCAAGGAGGAUGCGUCUGUGAUCACGGAGGCAAUGAGGACAGCUCCAUACUCCCUAGCCACGGAUGGGAGCACUGACUAUGGAGACUGUAAGCUGUAUCCUCUUGUUGUGAAGUACUUUGAUCGAGGACUUGGGCGUGUUCUGACAGUACUCCUAUCUUUGCCAGAGUGUCAUGAGGCAUCUACUGGGCAGAACAUAUUCAAACUCAUUGACAAUGAACUUGAGAAACGUAGCAUAUCCUGGGACAACUGCAUGAGUUUUGGGGCAGAUAAUGCCAUGGUGAUGCAGGGACUCAAAGCUGGCACGGCAGGCUACAUCAACAAAAAAAACAGUGCAGUAUAUGUGCUGGGAUGCCCGUGCCAUCUAAUUCAUCUAGCUGCAGAAAAAGCUGCUGCUCAGCUUCCAGUGUCCAUUGAAGAGCUGCUGGUGGACAUAUACUUCUACCUAGAUAAAUCCAGCAAGAGGAAACAGGGACUGAAGAAAUUUCAGGAUCUGUGUGGAGUGGAAAUGAGAAAGAUUGUUAAACAUGUAAGUACGAGGUGGCUCUCUUUAGAUAAAUGCAUCGCCAGGUUGUUGCAGCAGUGGCCUGCAUUGCUGCAAUACUUUGAGUCAGAACAGUCUGGUCACAGCAGCAAGGACAAGACCACGCAGAGCAGCAGCAAGGACAAGACCACGCAGAGCAGCAGCAAGGACAAGACCACGCAGAGCAGCAGCAAGGACAAGACCACGCAGAGCAGCAGCAAGGACAAGUCCACCCACAGUGUUAGCAAGGACACAUCAACCCACAGUAGCGGCAAGCAAGGACAAUUCUCACCCAAAACAUCUAGCACUGCACCCACUCAGCCCAAGACAUCUAGCACUGCACCCACUCAGCCCAAUACAUCUAGCACUGGAGCCACUCAGCCCAAGACAGGGGCACAACAGAGAGUGCAGAGGGCAUGUCAACAUCUGCAGGACCCAACAUUCCAUCUUUACUGCUACUUUCUAAGUGCGGUCCUGCCAAUAUUUGAUGAGGCCAACACUCUGCUGCAGCUAGACAAACCCUGCAUACAAAUACUACACAGGACUUUGACCACACAGCUGAAGAAUCUCUUGAAACGAUUUGUGAAGCCUCAGGUGAUCAAUGCAGCUGCUAAGGUUCACCAGGUACCAUUCAGGGAACCAAGCAACCAGAAGAGCAAUGAGACCUUGUUCAUUGGGCAAAACACCAGAGACUUCAUAAGAGAUCACCCUGAGCUUGAGGAGCUGCAGCUUGCCCAGGUCUUCAGCGCUGUGCGGGCAUUCUACAUGAAGGCUGUUGAGUACAUGGUGAAGAGGUUUCCCUAUGAUGACCCAGUGAUAAGGAAUGCUUCUGUGGCUGACAUGUCUGCACGGGACAGCGCAGACUUCAAUUCUGUGAGGUACUUCACAGGCAGAUUCCCCUGCUUGAAGAUGAGUGCUGAGGAGAUGGACAAGCUUGAGGGUCAAUUCAUGACCUACCAAACCGAUGCUCUGCCAGAAAGCAUCACCAGCUGUGACAGACCAGACACACAGUGGCACCUGAUGAGUCAGCUGAAGGAUGGAAAUGGCCAUCUCAAGUACCCUUUACUCUGCAAGGUAAUGCUGGCUAUCCUCUGCAUCUUCCAUUCCAAUGCAGACUGCGAACGCAUCUUCAGUCUUGUCACAAAAAACAGAACGGAGUUCAGACCUAGUAUGGGAAUGGAGACCCUGAGUAACCUCAUUACCCACAAACAAUUCAUGGUGGCAAAGGGGUCUGUCUGCUACAAGCAGGCGUACUCCAAGACAACUCUUGCCAAGGCCAAGUCAGCAACCUAUGACCAUCUAAAGUGA
Messenger RNA from Eleginops maclovinus (Patagonian blennie), 3627 nucleotides. RefSeq lists its product as uncharacterized. The record is from RefSeq and is a predicted model, not a curated record. The transcript has 3 exons. Lineage: Eukaryota; Metazoa; Chordata; Actinopteri; Perciformes; Eleginopidae. The coding region runs from base 1351 to 3627 and encodes 758 amino acids. Gene Ontology annotation, molecular function: protein dimerization activity.